Molecule: messenger RNA, 3894 nt
Organism: Amorphotheca resinae ATCC 22711
Lineage: Eukaryota; Fungi; Ascomycota; Leotiomycetes; Helotiales; Amorphothecaceae
Exons: 6
Coding region: 105-3797 (1230 amino acids)
Biological process (GO): Ras protein signal transduction; positive regulation of GTPase activity
Cellular component (GO): plasma membrane
Molecular function (GO): guanyl-nucleotide exchange factor activity; protein binding
Source: RefSeq, a predicted model, not a curated record
CACGCGCGCCGGCUUCACGACCACAUCCACGCAUUACACAACGGGAGGAGCGGGUCUGACGAUGACUGAUUGAUCCCUCCACGCCGCAUCGACCCAACAUCACGAUGAUUAUGACACUCCGCAGCAACGGCAUAUUCCCUGACCAGCAAAACUCGCAAGAUUUCAGCAACUACUCGACCAAGUCAGGUCAGAUCGCCGAGACUGUUGUUCAGUACGACGAGGAGGAAGUGUCACCACGCGAUCGCCUAGGCAGCCGAUCUGGUUCAACAUCAUCUAACGGGUUCCCCUUGGAGUCGCAGAAUUCGAGAGCCGCAAAGGCUCAGAGAUCACCGCCUCUGAUGAACGGAUUGUUGGGAAAUGCGCCGCAGCCGGUGAUGUACGUGCGGGCGCUCUACGACUACGAGGCGGAUGAUAGGACGAGUUUGAGUUUCCACGAGGGGGAUAUAAUACAGGUUAUCACACAGCUGGAGAGCGGCUGGUGGGAUGGGGUCAUCAAUGGUGUCCGCGGCUGGUUCCCGAGCAAUUACUGUCAGGUCAUCACGAAUCCCGAAGAUGGCCUGGACGGAAAUCAAGAUGGAGCCAGAGGGGAUAUUGAUGACGACGCUGAUGAAGAGGAGGAUGAACAGGAUGAAUACGAGGAUCAGUACGAAGAUGAGGCAGAGUCGGAGCGGGAAGACAGGACGCAAUUACAGAUGGACAGAAUGAGCAGUAGUGAACGGACCAGGGCCGAUUUCUGGAUACCGCAGGCCACCCCAGAUGGGCGGCUGUUCUACUUCAAUACCGAGACUGGAGAGAGCAGUAUGGAACUACUCCUAGAAUCGCCAUCGUCGCCUACGGAGACUGGACCUCGGAAUCGAAUGAAUGUCAAUAUCCCAGAGAAGACGAGGCCGCCGACGGAAAUGAUGGCCCGAGGCUAUAUGCAAGAUGAGGACGAUGAUUCCUAUGUGCGCCAGUCAAUGCUCUCGGACGGGAUAUCCCCUGCAACAUCCAUGGAUUCGAUGAACAAUGGAAUGUCCCCUACCAGGCGACAACGCGGCGAUACUUUCUCGCACCCGACUCUUUCCAUGGGAAGCACGUUGCCCACCACUGGAACUUCUCUCACCUCCUUUACAAACCCCUCACUCGGCCCGCCACAUGCCGCAACGCUGCCUCGGUCCUUUUUUGAUGAUGGAAUAGCUGCCCCCUUAACAUGGAACAGACUUGUAGCCAAUAUGAAGAGAGCCGUGGAUCUGUACAAGGAAGCGAUCAAUAACAAUGAUCGAUCAGAAUAUGUACCCCGGGCCGAAGAUAUAUCGGACCAUCUUCGGUUACUACUUGCAGCCGGCUCAGGCACAACAGACAACCAUUCUGGCCAACCGUCUAUUAUAUCUACAAACAAGGCGCUAUAUCCACAUUUCCGGGAUAUGAUGUCGAAGUUUUCAAAACUUGUCAUUUCUUCACAUAUAGCCGCGGCAGACUGGCCUGGCGCGGAUUCAUAUCAAAAGUGUUUACAAGAAGCCGAUGGUGUAUUAUUAGGAGUCUACAGUUACGUCGAGGUUGCCAGACAACAACGCGGGGAAGAGAUCCCUAGACUGCUACCAGGAUUCGUUAUUGGGAGCACUACCGGUGGAAGCUGGCAAAACAACGGGCUUGGUCCCCAAGAUCCAAUGACAUCCAAUUAUCUGGACGAGGAUGAAAAUCACAUAGAGCCGACUGCGAUCCUGGAUGCUAAAUUGAUGGAACGGUUGGAUGACCUGAAGCGAAUGCUAAUCUCAAGUAUCAGAAAGCUGGAGGAGCACCUCACAGUUUCAGACAAGAUCAUUACCCCUUACCGACAUGAGAUUAUUGGCAACAAUGUCUGUACAGCAGCGCGAAAGGUCUUGGAAAUGUUCAAGCCGUGGGUAUCUGCGAUCGAGUCAAUCAAUCUGUCGUCUCUUGGAAACACCUUCCAAAACCCUCAGUUGCUCGACUUUGCUUCGUACAAGCAAGGUUUGUACGACAACGUAUCGGAUCUAAUCAUGGGGUGCCAGGCAGUUUCAGCACCUCUGGGUGACGAGUGGGCAGAAGUACGAGGGGAAUCACUCGAGGCUCGGCUCAACAACGUCCGACAAUGUGCAAAGUCGCUCGAGGCAAAUUCGUCUCAUGUCGCCUUUUCACUACAACUGUUGGGCGAGCAAGUGGAAAUGAUGCUGCAGCAGGAAAGCAAAAUAUCGCCCCCUCGAGAAGAUAGCCGCGCACGCGAUCCAAGAAGAGGUGAUAGCUUGCCGGCUGAGCAACGUCCCGGUCACAAACCCACAUACUCCCGUGGCAACAUCAAUAACAUCCUACGGCCAGGGUUGGCUGGCAUUGGUCAAUCAGUGUCAUAUUCUGAGGGCGAUCCAGCUCCUCCUUACCGCAAGGGUGAGAAUUCGAAAGUUAGGAAGUUCUUCGGGGAAGAGCCUGGCAGGAAUCAGCAAGAUGACACACCCGACUGCUUAAAAUUAGACCAUGAAGACGAUAUCUCAUACGACACGAAGGUCCAGCCUCCCGUGCUAAAGGGUGGAACGCUCUUGGCAUUGGUUGAACAGCUGACUCGUCAUGACAAGUUGGAUUCGAGCUUUAACAACACCUUCCUGUUGACCUAUCGCUCAUUCACUACUGCUCGGGAGUUGUUCGAGUAUCUGGUAAUGCGGUUUCAGAUCCAGCCGCCGGAAGGCCUGGCUCCAGGUGACUACGAGAUCUGGCGAGACCGCAAGCAGAAGCCCAUUCGUUUCCGAGUUGUCAAUAUCUUGAAGAGCUGGUUUGACAACUUCUGGAUGGAAGAUCAAAGCGAAGAGACGAAGGCUCUCAUACGCGACGUGUAUACGUUUGCGAGAGAUACCGUCAAGACGACCGAGACUCCUGGUUCUGGUCCGCUGAUGACAGUGCUGGAGCAACGGUUACGGGGACAAGAUACUACCGCAAAGCGGUUAGUGCUGACACUGAAUCAAUCGACACCCCAGCCUAUCAUGCCAAAGAACAUGAAGAAGCUCAAGUUCCUGGAUAUCGACGUCACAGAGUUCGCUCGACAAUUGACCAUUGUCGAGUCAAAACUCUAUGGCAAGAUCAAACCCACGGAGUGCCUGAACAAGACCUGGCAGAAGAAAGUGGCCGAAGGUGAUCCAGAGCCCGCACCGAAUGUCAAGGCGCUGAUUCUCCAUUCGAAUCAACUGACCAACUGGGUGGCGGAAAUGAUAUUGACGCAGCUGGAUGUCAAGAAGCGCGUUGUUGUCAUCAAGCAUUUUGUUCUUGUAGCUGAUAAAUGCCGCGCCCUCAAUAAUUAUUCGACACUCACAUCCAUCAUCUCUGCGCUCGGUACAGCACCGAUCCACCGAUUGAAGCGCACUUGGGACCAGGUCCCUGCGAAGACUUUAGCGGUGUUGGAGUCCAUGCGCCGUCUUAUGGGCAGUACGAAGAACUUUGGUGAAUACAGAGAGAGUUUGCAUCUCGCCAAUCCACCUUGCAUUCCCUUCUUUGGGGUGUACCUGACCGAUCUCACCUUCAUCGAAGAUGGUAUCCCUUCUGUCAUCAAGAAGACGGAAUUGAUCAAUUUUGCCAAACGUGCCAAGACGGCUGAAGUGAUUCGCGAUAUCCAACAAUACCAGAACGUACCUUAUCCCUUACAGCCCGUCUCAGAGCUGCAAGAGUAUAUAUUGAGCAAUAUGCAAGCUGCCGGGGAUGUGCACGAGAUGUAUGAGAAGAGUUUGGCAGUUGAGCCGCGUGAACGAGAGGAUGAAAAAAUAGUGAGGCGGCUUCCUCUUAGAGGAGCCACGAGGAGAUGUGAAGCUCGCAAUUCCUGAAGCGCUAGCAAAGUGUGGAAGAAAUGCGCUUACACAGUGGUGGAAAUAGGGUUUUGGCCGAAUCCGGCUUUCUCUGAUCAAUACCACCAAUGCAAAC